Messenger RNA from Aspergillus candidus, 1101 nucleotides. RefSeq names its product mitochondrial 37S ribosomal protein uS10m. The record is from RefSeq and is a predicted model, not a curated record. The coding region runs from base 190 to 990 and encodes 266 amino acids. Gene Ontology annotation, cellular component: mitochondrion; small ribosomal subunit; ribosome. Gene Ontology annotation, biological process: translation. Gene Ontology annotation, molecular function: structural constituent of ribosome. NCBI's taxonomy places the organism in Eukaryota, Fungi, Ascomycota, Eurotiomycetes, Eurotiales, Aspergillaceae. The transcript is spliced from 5 exons.
UACCUACUGGUGACACUACGGGGUGGUACUCCGGACUACCGACGGAACACUAGCGGGAAAGCGGUGAGUCAAACAACCAAUCACUUCAAUAUCAGACAAAUCGUCAAAAAUGGACUGCCGACAUUCAGGGCGUUCUUCACUACCAGCAUAUUUACCCUUGUUAGCCAGCAGUUGACUCGUGGUGCAAUCAUGAGCUUAUUGUCGAACCCAUGCCUCAUCUCCGGGGUUGGUAGGCAUAUACAGUUCUCUGUACCCAUGCGCAACCUCGCAUUCUCAGCUCUUAACAAAUCAAACCAAGCGACUGUGCCCAGGCGCGGUAUAUCAAGUACGGAAAGCGAGUCCAAGAAAGAUACAAUCUCUCCGCCCGAUACUUCAUCUGCAACAGAAUGGUCCGAACGUCUGGACAGCCUGUCUUCUAGGGCUAGACUUCCUCGGAGCGUCCAGGCGGUCUAUUUGCGCCCGCUACGGAGGGCAUCCGAGUAUGGUUUACCAAGCUGUGAUCUCCAAUUGAGAUCUUACAGCGUACGAAAUGUGGAGUUUUUCGCAGACUUCGCCAUUCGUGCUGCAUACUAUCUCCGGCUCCCGGUUUCUGGGCCCGUGCCGUUGCCACGGAUUGUUGAGCGGUGGACUUUCCCACGGAGCAAUUUUGUACACAAAAAAAGCCAAGAAAAUUUCGAACGAAUAACCCUUCGUCGGCUUAUUCAAAUCAAGGACGGCAACCCUGAGGUUGUUCAGACAUGGCUGGCAUUCUUGCGGAAACACGCUUUCUAUGGGGUCGGCAUGAAGGCAAAUGUUUGGGAACAUGAAACUCUUGAUGUUGCCAGGAAUUUGGAUGAAAGCACUUCGGAUGUCGAAAAGUCCCUAGAACAUCACCUGUCACAGUUCGGUCGGCGCAAGGACGGAGAAGCGCUCGGCUCAUUAUCCAACGUCCUGGAUGCUGGAAGACUUGCUCAUAACCAGGCCCCGUUAGCCAAUAUCCGAAGACACUGAAAAUCUUCUAUCAUCUCUCCAUAUGUUCACUCGGCGUCCCAGCCUGUGCCUUUCUUUGUAGUUUUACUAUGUCUAGUUAUUGUUGCAAUCAUCAUUCAUUAAACCACCGAG